Molecule: messenger RNA, 720 nt
Organism: Dibothriocephalus latus
Lineage: Eukaryota; Metazoa; Platyhelminthes; Cestoda; Diphyllobothriidea; Diphyllobothriidae
Source: the annotation of a GenBank genome assembly
AUGGCUGCUCGCAUUUUGUCGGACUUCAGAGCUGGUUUUCGUUCGCUGCUUAAGCGAAUCCUCGCAGCGGAAGCCUUUCACUCGACUGGAAUUCGCCCCUUUUCUGUUAUGCUCUCUAAGAGCCCAUUGACUGAGAUAUCCAAGAAAAGAGCUAAAUUUACGUCUAGUCACGAAAGGACGUUCUUCAGCAAGUCCAUUCCCCCGGAGGCCGUGGGGCCAGUGCUCUUUGGUACAGGUUUCCUCGGUGUUGUGCUUGGGAUUGCUUGGUGGAUGAGACGUAAAGAAUCGCAAUAUGCAGAUCCGAACUAUCACCCAGUAUAUGAAAAAAGACCAGCUUCCAGCUCUUCGGCAACAGCAUCUGGAACUCAAGCUACUGCCACAAACACUCCAACGCCUUCUGCGUCAACACUUCCUUCUCAUGUGCAGCAUGUGAUAAUUGGUGCCGGAGCUGCAGCCAUAUCUGCCGCGCGAACUAUCCGUGCCUCUGAUCCUCUCGCUAAGGUUUUGAUGAUCGCCGGUGACGCAUCAACCGGGGAAGCUCCCAUUGAGGAGACAGACGGUCAGACGCCGCCACCUUAUAUCCGCCCACUGCUUAGUAAAGGUCUUUGGUGGCGAAAACCAGAAAGGAGGAAGCAGAUGCUGGCCGCCGAGGGAGACAUCCGCAAGCACUCAUGGCUAUUCUACGAACCUCUCAGUUUUUUCGUGGAGCCCUCACAGUAA